AUGCUGAUCCUGGCCUGGUGGAACACCCAUCCAAGCCCUCCUCAACAACCUCCACGCCACCAUGCCCCAGCCCUAUACCCCCAUCCUCUGGCAACCACAUCCUCAGACACUUGGUUUCUCCUUGUUCCAGGUUUGAUCAGCUCAACCAGUUCGCACACCCAGAUCAUCCACCACAUCCAAGCCCACCCCGCAGCCGCCGCCCGCCUCCGCAUCGACUCCUGGGAUCAGCACCCCUGCACCCAUUUUCCACCUCAGCCACAGAUCCUCGUCGCAUCUGGACUCAAAAACUCCGUCUUCGCAUCCCAGCCCGUCAAGGAGGCCGACGGCGACGACGAGCUCAGCAUUCAUACGGAAAAGGAGCCGUCCUGCUUGCUCAACAUGUUCCAGACCUCUGCGGGAUCGGUAGUGUACAAGCCACCGGAGCAGCUGCUGUCGGAGAUCCCUCUGGCAUCUCCUUUCCUGGAAAUCUGGGUACUAGGCUGCGUGCUUUACGGGCUGCUGCAGGGUCAUUUGCCCUUCGAAGACAACUUCGAGCCCCGGCUGCGGCUCAAGAUCAUGAACAGUCAGUUCGAGUUCCCAGGCGCGUUGGUGGUCACGCCGGCAGAUAAGAGUUGGAGGGAGGCGGAGAAGAAGAAGGUGGUGGCUAAGCUUGUUCAGGGAUGUCUGGCGGUGGACCGGGACAGUCUCUGGGUAGUCUUGGAGAUUGGAUGCUCGCCCUGGCUUGACCGGGCCCCUCCUCCUCAUCCUCGUCAGACGGGUUCUAUGAUUUUCCUCAGUAUAUUGUGCAAACAAAAAGUAUGA
This is a messenger RNA of Puccinia triticina, 801 nucleotides long. RefSeq lists its product as uncharacterized. The transcript has 3 exons. Gene Ontology annotation, molecular function: ATP binding; protein kinase activity. The record is from RefSeq and is a predicted model, not a curated record. The coding region runs from base 1 to 801 and encodes 266 amino acids. NCBI's taxonomy places the organism in Eukaryota, Fungi, Basidiomycota, Pucciniomycetes, Pucciniales, Pucciniaceae. Gene Ontology annotation, biological process: protein phosphorylation.